AUGAAGAAAAAACAGUACCUUGUUUAUGUCCACCUUCAUCAACAUUCAGGAGAUAUUGCCUAUGCAAAAUGUUACUGCCCUGCUGGCGCUGGUGGCUGUUGUAAACAUGUGGCAGCUACUUUGUAUCAGCUUCUCGAUUAUAUUGAACUUGGACUCUCAGAUAUACCAGAUGAUAAAACCUGCACCCAGGAAUUACAAAAGGCGCAUGUCCCUAGAAAGAACACAACACAAGCAGCCCUGCUUUUCGAGGCCUGAUUUCCCCCCAGGAUUCGUAUGAUAAGGACAAAAAAGGACGUAAACGCCCAAUACCAGAAGGGAAGAGGGAGGACUACUGCUCAACAAGAGAGAAGGUGUCAAAGGAUGACUUGGAAUGGCUUAAAACUAGCUUGGAAAAAGCAGGAAGCAGUUGUCAUUUCAGGGCAUUUUUUAACUAUAUAACUGGGGGGCCAAAGCCCAGCCCCCAUGCCCCCCCACUCAACCAUUUUGCCCCCCCCCCCCAGUCAAAGUCCCUUUUCUCUAAACUAUAAGCAAAACAUGGAAUUUAGAAGGGAGGUUUGAUAUUCUAGUAACUGAAAUUUGCUUUGUGAAUCUUAUGUCCUGUCUUUUAUGUUUAAUAAAUACCUUAUUACAUUUUAAACAUUUCCCAGGCAGUGGAUUGCAUUUCCCAGACCCUAUAGAUUUGAGUUGUUGGACAAGUUAGUGACCGCAGGGGGGGCAACAGGCCCUCAACCAAGUGUUUUAUAAGGGGGGAGGGGAUAAUAUUGGCCCCCCACAAAAAAAAAUUUGAUUUCGAAACUAGAAGUAUUUGAAAUCAUAUAUACAUAUAAUCAAAUAUCUGUAAUCGAUAUUUUGAUAACAUUUCUCGUAAUAAUCCAUCCUGACUCGCGGAUAUCAUAGACUUACAAAUCAUAAUGAACGAAUUAAUGAAAGGGCCUAACAAAAGACGUAUAGAAUACUUUGAAAAUGCCAUUUCCGACCAUUUAGAGACGCACAAUUUUCAAAAUUUUUCCGCUCUGUGCCAACCAUGGUGGCGCUUCGUGGGAGUCGGGAACUCUAAGUUUAUCAAGCUGGCUCCCUAAGUGACGGCCAAGUUGUGGUAUCUACAUAAACAUACUAUGCAAGUCAGCAAGUACUUAACUGAAGGUUCAGUCUAUCUACAGCAUAAUGUAAUGCUGUAUAUCCAAAAAUCUGUUUCAGAAAAUGCAGGGAAUUGCAGUCAUAGGGGUAGAAAAAUACAAAAAUUUUCUGGGAGAGAAAACUUCAGACCCUCUCCAGGGGGGGGGAGGGGGGCUGGGGAGCUGCAGCCCCCAAUAAUUUGCUAAUAAUCAUUCAUUUUUCAAAAUCAUGCAGACCUUUAUCAUUUAAUCCAUGACAAACUGCAAAGAAUGAAGAUAUUACCCAUACUUUCCUGCAACUUAUCCAAUAUAUCGUUAAUUAAAUACGCCUUCGCCCAUUUAGUACUACUGAAUUCUAAAUUUCCACAUACUAAAAACGCUGUUUUCUGACAAUCAGAAAUCUGUCAAAUCUUCCCCAAAGUCCAGGAAAUGGCAUUUCAGAGACUCUAAAUUUAAAAAUUUCCUCGGGCCUUCGGCCCUCGCUUUCAGCCCCCCCAAACGAAAAGAGCUUCCUACGGCCCUGCUCUCCCCCCCCCCCUACUAUUAAAUGCGAUACCACACCAAACUUUUUGUUACCAACAAACCAUCUAUCAUUGCUCCACACUCGGUAUAGUAUGGUCCCUUUUUGUAGAUGGCCCCCCCACUGACGAAUUCUUAAAAAAUGCCUUGUGUCUUUGGUUGGUAUCCUAGGCAACACCAAUUGUGAACCUUGUGAGUUUACUGCAAAUGAAUUACCAUCUAGACAGCGCAUAAUGAAGGCAGGGGAAGUGGGUGACAAACUGGGCCAAACAGCUGUGAGAUCUAGUAUUCUAAAAAAAUUAACUCAGAAUUUAGAUUGUACUUGUGUUCCAGACAAGGAAAAUUGUGAAAAAUAUAUUAUGGAGAAAUUGUUUGUUAAUAAUGAGGGAUGCAGAGAGAUUGAGAAGAACACGCGCAAGCAAAAUGAGUGUAAAGAGUGGUAUAAACAGAGAAAAUGUCGGUUGACUUCAUCAUUAUUUGGUUGUGUAGUGAAGAGGAGAAAAACAAUCUACCCAAAAACUAUUGUGAACAAGAUUACUAAGCCAAGUCAAAUAAAGAAUGCAAGUUGUCAAUGGGGAAUCGAGAACGAACAGAAGGCGUUGAUAAAGUACCAUGAAUAUAAAGAUGAAAUCAACGAGCAUGUAGCUCUUUGCUCAGCCUGUGGUUUAGUGGUCAAUCCAAUGAGGCCAUGGCUUGGUGCUAGUCCAGAUGCUCUCAUAUUGGACAAGAGAGAAGAAUCAAUGUAUGGAGCUGUGGAGGUAAAAUGCCCUGCAUCUAAAUCUGGGAUGAGUAUCAUCAAUGCAUGCAGUGACAAGUCAUUUUGUUUAGAGAUAGUAAAUGGAAAGCCAUGUCUAAAAAAGAAUCAUGUAUAUUUUUAUCAAGUGCAAGGAGUUAUGGCUAUCUGCCAGUUGUGUUUUGUAGACUUUGUUGUAUAUACUGUAAGUGAUAUCCAUGUUGAAAGGAUUUAUUUUAGUAAAGUUGAAUGGGAAAAGUGUACUUUACCUGAAUUAACAACUUUCUAUUUUAAUUAUCUAAUGCCAGAUACUGUUACUGUAUUAUAACAUAAUUAUAUGUUCACAAAACAUAAUUUAAAUAGUGGACACACUACUAACUGUACUUAAUAAAGUCAGAAAAAUACUGGACUGAACUGUGUAGAGUCAUAUAUAGUAACAUACAGGGCCGCCGAGAUGGGGGGGGGGCAAAUUGCCCCGGGUUCGGGGGGCCCUAGAAAUUUUUUGUUGGGUCCCAGUCAUUUUUUUGGGUGAAAUAUUUCCGUGCAAAGGGCAAGAUAUUGGGGUUUUUUGGGCAAAGUACAGAAAUUUGGUAUGAAAAAUUGAGGUAAAGUGCCUGGAAAGCAAUUACAACGUACUCAUUCGGAAAAUGUUUUGCCCUAAAAGAGUUGUCUACGGGGGGAGGGGGAGGGGGGUUGUUGUCCGAAAAAAAAAUUUCAAAAAAUUGGUUGAGAAGGUGUUUCAAUGAAUAACUCCGUGCAGUCGAUUAUGACCCUUGUGUUUGGAUAACUCUCCUUAAAACUUGGUGGUGAGGUUUCUCUCACAUAACUUUGAGAAGGCCAAAUGGGUAUGGACCGUAAACGUCUGUAUAAGAAAUCAAGCCAGGUAACCCAAAUUCUCGACACAUGGGAUUCGGAUAUGUUAAACCUGUUGGCUAAGUCCCUCUCAAGCAAACCCAAUCUAAACCUUACAAGGCACAAGAAUAACUCUUCCUCUGGUGAUAAUGUCCUCCUGGGUCCACAUUUUUCUCGAUUUUCUGUUGGCUUUGUAGUAUUCCAAGAUCCAAUAUAUUGUAACCUUUCACAUGCAGGGCAAAGAUAGUCAUAAAAUGCCUUAAAUGGACUGUAAUUAGAAAAGCCAGUAUAAAACUCGAUAUCGCUAUCAUUAUUUUUAAUGUGGUAUAUAGAAAAACUGCACUGUUCGACUUUUCCCUUCAAAUCGGAUAUCUUUUCUUGUUGUUCUUGAUCUUUCUGCUGAAGGUUUUCAACCAGCUCUUCAAGUUCUAAAAUUCUGUCCUCACUAGUGGGCUCAUCUUCUAUCUCAGGACUCUCUUCAAUUGUGUUGUCUCUAUUUCUGCAUUUAGAUGUUGUUCUGGGUUUCGGUUGGGUGGGCAGUAAUAAUUUUUGCACUAUAGUUGGAACAUUGUGAAGACAUGUCUUCUUGCCACCCACAAAAUGCUUUGAACAAACUCUGUGAUGGUUGUUUGGUGUAAAAUUAGCUCGUCCGAUCCAAUGCAACCACAUCUUUCUGAGCUUUUUGUCAGUUGGAAUUUGGUAAUAUGAGAGUUCUGGAUUUCUUUUAUAGUGUUGCUACUACAUGUUGGAAUACAGCAAGUUGUUCCACCUCCUUUAUAUUUUCUUUUAGAACAUGCAUUUUCUGUGUUGCUUUUAUCUGCCUCCGAUGAAGUACCCGGCCCAAUAUCCAUCAAAAAAUGUAUAUUAUUUAAACCUAUACCUUAAUUAUUUAUUUCACUAUUUACAAAUUUAAUCCUUAGGGCCUGCCUGGAGAUUAAAAUACCUAAAUUUACUAUAAAUAACUAUAUUAUAUUCUACUACCUUAAAUGCAAAUUUAAAACGGUUUUUCCUACGUUAAUAUAACUACGAAUUCAAUAUAUUUUAAGCCUAAUAUUUUAAUACUAAAAACCUACUUGUUUAUUUUGACAGGAAAUAAACCGACCACAACAAAGGAAGCAGAAAAAUAAGCGACAACAGAGGCAAAAUGAUUUCUCUUUGGCGUUUUUACAAAGUAACGGAGCCGGGGCAGAAAAAACCGGUUUGAACUGCUUUUAGUUCGCGCCAAAACAUUUUAAGGUCUCUUUAAAACAUUGUGUUUGAGCGCCAUGCUGAUCGAACGAUCGACAGACAUUUUGUCAUGAAUUAGUCGAUUUCAACAAGCGAAAAAAUCGGCAGGAAACACUCGAUCGUUGUCAAAAUACGAGAUAUACAUCAAGAAACAACACACACAAAUUUGUAGGUUAAAAUGGUGAGCUGUCCGAUGUUUACUAAGCGCGCUCACCUUAAAACGUUGGGAAGGCCCUUCCUCCUGGAACGUAUUUAUGAGCACACUGUUCGCUCCUCUGUUCUUCUACAGGAAUUUUCUCGUCCAUUUUCGGUUCGAUUUCGCUGUACUUGAGUCAAAACAAACUUUAUAGCAUUACAAAGUUCUCCCUUGUUUUAAAAUUUUCAAACGUUACGAAAAAAGUGUUAAAAAUAAACUAUAUUUCUCACAUGCAAAAUGCUCGCUCCACGGCGGCCAUUUCGCGCGCAAGUGAAGGUUACCAUUUUUCCCACGAUGCUUUGGUAACAUGCAAGUUGCCUAUUACGAAGAUCACUGCCAAUAUAAAUCGGGUGUUAUGUUAAUUUUCGUUUUUUUGGCUUCCUGUUUCUGAUCGAGUUCACAACUUGCAUCGAAUUGUGUCAGGAUUUUUGAGCAAUUUCUUUAAGCAAAUAGCAAACAAUGGAGCUGGUAUGUGGAUUUAAAGCUAAAUACUUGAAUAGAGUAGAUAUGUACGCAGAUAUGACGUUUGCAUAUCAGAUAAUAACCGAUAUUUUUUAUAUUGACGGGUCACUGGUUUUGACGAGACUUCAGUCUAAAAGCACUGGUUUUCCACAAUUUUCUGAAAGUUUGGAGCGGUGUUUCAAUUCUCGGAAAUGUUGACACUUUAUACAUCGGCAAGCGAAUUAAACUGCAUCUCCCGUUUGUUAAUUUGCCUCCAAAUACAAGGAAAUUCUGCUUGUAAUGAAUAGUAUUGGCAUUAUUUUCACACUGAUAGCUUCAGGAUUUCAAUCCUAUUAAUUACAUGUAUUUCUAUUGCGCGCAAUUUAUACAUGAUAUUUUGCUCUUUUUCAAAAGGUUCGCUCAUUUAAAAUUAAUACUGGAGCAGUAAUGCCUUCAAUUGGCUUGGGGUGAGCAAUUAUAAGUUUUUUUAGGAAAAUAGUUUGCUUCAAUUGAGUGUAAUGAUGUAUUAAAUUGCAUUAUACAUAGUUUCACAAUAGAAUUGUAAUAUUGUGCAAUAUGCUGUCAUUGUUUACUGCAUUUGAAAUGGUGAACAAAACAAUUUAAAUUUGUUAAGGCCUAAAGGCCUUGGGAAUCAUAAUACAUGAUCAAGAGUUAAAAAGGAAAGAUAAGUUUACGGAAUACAAUAACUAAGACAUGAUCCUUACUAGACCUUUAGGAAGACCAGUUUAGAACUGAUAUUAUAGAGCUAUCCAGUAUAAGUAAUUAAGCUAGUUUAGUCUAGAUUUCCUCCUGUAGUAACACUCACUCUGGAUCAAUAAGAGAUGAUCCUUACUGGACCUCUGGGGAGAACAGUUCAGAACUGGACCUGUCUGGUAGAGCUAUCCAGUAUAAAUAAAGUUAGUGUAGUUUAGGUUUCCUCCUGUGGUACUGUAACACUGAAUCAAAUUAGAGAUGAUUAUUACCACGGGGCUCUAGGAUGCACAGUUUGUAACUGAAAGAACAAUCCAGUAUAAAUAAAGUUAGUUUAGUUCAUACAAACUCAGCUACAGUAAGUAAAUAUUAAUGAGCCCUAAAUCACUUUAUCUCAUGCAGAACAUGGAAAUCAAAGCCAGGCGAGGUGGGCGGUGCUGUCAAAGCAGCGAUCAGAGCAGGGUACAAGCACAUUGAUUGUGCUGAAGGUUAUGGUAACGAAGCCGAGGUCGGACAAGCUCUUACCGAGGUCUUGAAAGAACUUGGAAUGAAGCGAGAGGACGUCUUUGUUACCUCAAAACUAUGGUAUGGAAUGUAUUUUUUCUACAAGAAAUACAUUUUACAACCAUAUAUGCACAAUUGACAUUUGAGAAUUAUUUCCAUUUAUUGUAGGUGUAACAGCCAUGCACGAGAGGACGUCUUGGCAGCCUGUCAAAAAACUUUGAAAAAUUUGCAACUUGAAUACUUGGAUUUAUAUUUGGUAAUUCAUUUGAAUUUGAAUUUUGCAGUUGGUAGCUCUAUCAGUUAUGUUCUAAAAUGUUCUCCCUAGAGCUCCAGUGAGGAUCAUCUCUUAUUGAUCCGGUGUUAAUUACUACAGGAGGAAACCUAAACUAAACUAACUUUAUUUAUACUGGUUAGCUCUCUCAGUUCUAAACUGUUCUUCCUAGAGGUCCAGUAAGGAUCAUCUCUUAUUGAUCCAGUGUUACUACAGGAGGAAACCUAAACUAAACUAACUUUAUUUAUACUGGAUACCACUAUCAGUUCUCAAAACUGUUCUCCCUAGAGGUUCAGUAAGGAUCAUCUUUACUGAUCCAGUGUUACUACAGGAGGAAACCUAAACUAAACUAACUUUAUUUAUACUGGAUAGCUCUAUCAGCUUUAAACUGUUCUUCCUAGAGGUCCAGUAAGGAUCAUCUCUUACUGAUCCAGUGUUACCACAGGAGGAAACUUAAACUAAACUGACACAUAACAGUUUGCAUUGAAACACCUGUGGCUCUUUGGCUAUAGCAUGACGUGGGUAUAUAUGAGCAUAUACCCACUUAUAUACCAAAAUCGAUUAUAUUCAUGAGCAUGCUCAUAUACAGUAUAUACCAAAAUCCAGUAUGCUUAUCAGCAUGCUCAUAUAUUUACCAAGAUAUAAUGUACUAUAAAUUAUGCCUGUUUACUGCAUACUGUACCUUAUAGCCACAGCAGUUAGUGGCUAUAAAGGAUACUUGAUAAUAUAGCGAUGGCAGUUUGUGGCUAUAAAGGAUACUGGAUAUCAGUAUACCUUAUAGCUACGGCAGUUUGUGGCUAUAAAGGAUACUGGAUAUCAGUAUACCUUAUAGCUACGGCAGUUUGUGGCUAUAAAGGAUACUGGAUAUCAGUAUACCUUAUAGCUACGGCAGUUUGUGGCUAUAAAGGACACCAGGUACUGGAUUUCGGUAUACCUUAUAGCCACAGCGGUUUGUGGCUAUAAAGGAUACUGGAUUUCGGUAAACCUUAUAGCCAUGAUAGUUUGUGGCUAUAAGGAUACUGGAUUUUGGUACACCUUAUAGCCACAACGGUUUUUGGCUAUAAAGGAUACCAGAUUUUGGCAUGUUUGUACCACAGUGGUUUGUGGCUAUAAAGGACACUGGAUUUUGGUAUACCUUAUAGCCACGGCGAUUUCUGGCUAUAAAGGAUACUGGUUUUCAGUAUGCCUUAUAUGCCCAUGGUGGUUUGUGGCUAUAAAGGAUACGGGAUUUUGGUAUACUUUAUAGCCACAGCAAUUUGUGGUUAUAAAGGUUACUGGAUUUUUGUAUACCUUAUAGCCACAGCGGUUUGUGUUUAUAAAGGAUACUGGAUUUUGGUAUACCUUAUAGCCACAGCGGUUUGUGGUUAUAAAGGAUACUGGAUUUUGGUAUGCCUUAUAGCCAUGGUGUUUGUGGCUGUAAAUAAAGUUAGUUUAGUUUAGGUUUCUUCCUGUAGUAAUAGUGGAUCAAUAAGAGAUGAUCCUUACUGGACCUCUAGGAAGAACAAUUUAGAACUAAUAGAGCUACCCAGUAUAAAUAAAGUUAGUUUAGUUUAGGCUUCCUCCUGUAGUAACACUGGAUCAAUAAGAGAUGAUCCUUACUGGACCUCAAGGGGCUAUAAAGAAUACUGGAUUUCGGUAUAUCGUUCAGUCACGAGUUGUUGACAAGUCCGGAACAAGUUGUUAUCAUCUUGUAACAAGGUUGAUGAGGCCAACAGACUCGCUACAAGUUGUUCCAACAAGUCUGAUAUCGUCUGCACGUAACAAGUUUUUAACAAGUUGAUGACAACAAGCUCGUAGCAACUUGUUACGAACAGCCUGUAUUAGUCUUGUUGGAACAACUUGUAGCAAGUCUGUUACCGUCAUCAACCUUGUAACAAGGUGAUAACAACUUGUUCCAGACUUGUCACAACAACUGGGAACAAGCAGUGCGAACACAUCCUGACAUCGGCUUGAAAACAACCUUGCUUACAAUUUGUUUGCAGAUCUGUAACAACUUGUGCGUUUUUAGUUGUCGACGUACUCGUGGCGAUACAAACUAUAUCGGAAGAAUUUUUUGUAAAUAAUUAUAUAUCUCUUUCUUAGAUACAUCAUCCCUGCACAUUUGCGAACGGCAUGCGAUUCCCGACAACACCUGAAGAUCGUAAAAAUGUACUUGGCUAUAACAAGAAGAGACUGAGUGAGACGUGGAAGGUACUGAAAGUUAUACUCUGCUGGAAUUUUUCGUUAAAAGCUUCCAACUAGGAUUUUCUUGUAGCUUACACAUUGGUGAAGAAGAUUAUUUAUUAUAUAAACAUAAGUGUUACAGUAUAUAUAGUUUUUGGCCACUGAGAAAAAUGGUAUUUAAACACACGUAAAAAAUACGAUAUAUUUACGUGUGAAAAUAUCAUUUGUUGUAAAACGCAUUGCCACAGACGUUUUAUUGUUUUUCACCGAAUUUUGUUUAUAUAAUAAACAGAAAAAUACAUGGGUGCAUGAUUUCCACGCAACCAUGCAUUAUUCUCUAUUUAAUUUGGCAACUCUGACUUUGGCGGCUGAAAAUUUGAGAGAAUUAUAAAAUUUUGUGUAAUGAAUACUGUCUUGCAACUGUCGUCCAGAUAGAACUCGAAUCUGACUCGACGACACUGUUGUAAUUGUUGUGAACUGUUGCCAGUGUGUCGUAACAAGACUUUUGCGAAAAAUUCCAGGAAUCGAACCUACGGCCCUGUGAUCCCGCUGCAACGCUCUAACCAACUGAGCUACAGAGGCCAGUUGUCCCUUUUCACAUGGCAACCUUUUAAAAUUUUUGAAACGGAUUUUUUUCAGGGAAUGGAGGAAUUGGUACAUAAAGGGCUUUGUAAAGCAAUUGGGGUUUCAAAUUUAACAUCAGCCAAAAUUGCAGCGCUUCUGGAAACAGCCAAGAUUGUCCCUGGCACUAAUCAAGGUGAUGACUUGAUCUGGAUUAAUACUGGAUCUUUACUGGACUUCUAGGAAGAACAGUUUAGAACUGAUAGAGCUAUCCAGUAUAAAUAAAGUUUGUUUAGUUUAGGUUUCCUCCUGUAGUAACACUGGAUCAAUAAGAAAUGAUCUUCACUGGACCUCUAGGAAGAACAGUUUACAACUGAUAGAGCUAUCUAGUAUAACUAAAGUUAGUUUACAGUAGUUUAGGUUUCCUUCUGUAGUAAUACUGGAUUAAUAAGAGAUGAUCUUUACUGGAUCUCUAGCAAAAACGGUUUAGAACAGAUAGAGCUAUUCUUCGUGCCUCCAACGUGAAGUUUGUUUGUGUUUUUUUCUUCAGUUGAACUUCACCCAUUCUUGCCCCAGCCUGGACUUAAGAAAUUCUGCGAGGAGAAAGGUCUGUUAAUCGUGUUUCAUAAUCUUGGGUGUUUGAUAAUCAACCUUAAUUCAUUUUAAAUAAUCAGAUUUCUUAAAAACAACAAAAUUACUUUAAUUCUUACAGGAAUUAUCAUUACGGCGUAUUCUUCCUUGGGGUCUCCUGACCGUCCUGGCAGUGGCGAAGCUGAUCCUGUUCUUAUGGAUGAACCUCUGGUCAAAGAAAUUGCAGCGAAACGCAACUGUAGCCCAGCACAGGUUUGUUUAAAACUUCUCAAACGUGGUGGUCCAGUGUAGGUAGUAUUCUACAAUGACCUGUCGUGAUUUGUGUCUGAACUACUUGAAAAAGAUAUCUCAAACGUGGUGGUCCAGUGUGGGUAGUAUUCUACAAUAAGCUCUCGUGGUUUGUGUCUGAACUACCUGAAAUAUACAUCUCAAACAUGGUGGUUCAGUGCAGGUAGUGUUCUACAAUAAGCUGUCGUGGUUUGUGUCUGAACUACCUGAAAAAGAUAUCUCAAACGUGGUGGUCCAGUGUAGAUAGUAUUCUACAAUGAGCUGUCGUGGUUUGUGUCUGAACUACCUGAAAUAGAUAUCUCAAACGUGGUAGUCCAGUGUAGGCAGUAUUCUUCAAUAAGCUGUCGUGGUUUGUGUCUGAACUACCUGAAAAAGAUAUCUAAAACGUGUUGGUUCUAUGUAGGUAGUAUUGAGUCUAGUAUUCUACAAUAAGCUGUCGUGGUUUGUGUCUGAAGUACCUGAAAAAUCUCAAUCGUGGUGGUCCAGUGUAGGUACUGUAGUAUUCUACAAUAAGCUGUCGUGGUUUGUGUCUGAACUACCUGAAAAAGAUAUCUCAAACGUGGUGGUCCAGUGUAGAUAGUAUUCUACAAUGAGCUGUCGUGGUUUGUGUCUGAACUACCUGAAAUAGAUAUCUCAAACGUGGUAGUCCAGUGUAGGUUGUAUUCUACAAUGAGCUUUAUCAAUUAUUUAGGUGUUACUAGCGUGGGGAGUGAACUAUGGUUGUCCUGUUCUACCCAAGUCGGUCAACGAAGGCCGCAUUAAACAAAACCUAGAAACAUACAACGUGAAAUUGGAACAAGAAGACAUGACUGCCUUGGCGAAUAUUGGCAAGAAAUUUAGAUAUUUAAUGAUGAAUUUGUUCUAUAUUGAGAGAAUGACUCCAGAGAAGUACUGGGACGGAGAACAGGGGGUAUAA
Paramuricea clavata is the source of this 11088-nucleotide messenger RNA. Lineage: Eukaryota; Metazoa; Cnidaria; Anthozoa; Malacalcyonacea; Plexauridae. The record is from the annotation of a GenBank genome assembly.